UGAAAUAUUAAUUUUUAAUUAACAUCAUCACAACCUGCAAAAAAGGGUUGACGAAAAUGAUGUUCUUUCAACCAUCAUGAAUUUUUUUAAUUCAUCAUAAACAAAGUCCCCUUUUUGUUUCUCUUGUUUCCUCGCUUUCGAUUCCUUCUAUGAAAAAUUUCACCUUUUUCUUCAUCUUGUUUAUUUCCCACCUUUUUCAUUCACUCUAAUCAAUCAAUCGAUCGCUUCAGCAUGCAUACAUCCACAUUUCACAGGGUUUAAAGUUUGUUUUUUUCAUUGAAAAACUCUAAUGGGUUUUGUUUUGUUUGCAAUUUGGAUUAAUCAGAAGUUGAAUCUCUGAGUGAGUCAAAGUUGGUUCCUUUUUUAGGUUUUAGGUGUUGGGUUUUGGUACCUACCCCACUUCCAUUGAAAAAAGGGAUAAGGGAUGAAUGAUCAUUGGAUUUGGGGUAUUUGGGGUAUUGAAUAUUACUGUAUCAGUUUCUUCUAGUAUUUACUACAUAUGAUUCGGAGACUGAGAUGGUUUGCUGGUUUGAAUCAAAAGAAUUGGUCAAACAAAAGGUUGGUCAAUGCUGAUCUACCUGGCCUUGAAAGGCCAAAUCACUUACCCAUGCUUGAUGCUGUUCAUGAAGUUGCAAUUUACAUUCAUAGGUUUCAUAAUCUUGAUCUUUUUGAACAAGGAUGGUACAAAAUUAAGGUUUCCAUGAGAUUGGAGGUUGGUGAAGAUUCUUAUCCCGGGAUUCCGGCGAGGGUUGCUCAGUAUGAAGCUCCUGAAGUAGGUUCUGACAAUUUAUGUAGAGUUUGGAUGAUUGAUGAUACGGACAACAGUUUUUCAACACCACCAUUCCAGAUUAGAUACGCAAGACAGGACGUUUUUCUUUCUAUCAUGAUCUCGUUCUACCUAGCUUUUGGUGAAUAUGACAGAGAAUCCUCUGCUGUUAUCUUGAAGUUUGAACUCAUGCAUGCUCCUAUGACUGCAACUGGGUCUGAUUUACAAAGUUCGCUGGAUGGAUGUUCUGCUUCAGUUCAUGAAUACAAAAUCCCGCCUAAAGCUCUUCUAGGAUUGCAUUCCUACUGUCCUGUUUACUUUGAUGCUUUCCAUUCUGUCGUUGUCGAUACAAGUGUUCACAUCAGUCUACUAAAAGCUAGUUACCGCACAACUCGACAGAAGGUACCAAGGGAUUGUAGAGAUUCAGAAGGCACUUAUGAUGAAGAUUAUGUUGGGUCAAACAAGGUGAUGCUCAUCAAAGCAUUGAUGGCUGCACAUGAUAUACUGCUUGAAGAUCUAAGAAGAUUAAGCACUGGCAUUAACCAAGCGAUUGAUUUGACUGAAAUUGUGUUUGAAUCAGAUGAUACAAAAUGGGUUGAUUCGCCUCUGUCAGCACGUGUCGUCAAAAGUAUUGAUGGUGAACAAUCACUUAAGCUGCUUGAUGGAGAAGAAGAUGGUUCUCAUUAUAUCAAUUAUCGAGCCGGGAAAUCAGUUCAACCUUUUUCUUGGGAUGAUCAUCUGUUAAACUAUUUCCAGACUCUAGCGAAUCAGCUCUUACAUCUCUGGAAUAUAUUUCUGAAAUUCCACAGGGAAAACAAAACAAAAAUACUAGAAUUUCUCCGCAAAUCAUGGGCUAUAGAUCGGAGAACUGAAUGGUCAAUAUGGAUGGUGUACUCAAAGGUUGCAAUGCCUCAUCAAUAUUUGCACAACAGAGUUGAGGGGAUAUCGUUGCACCAUGGCUUACAUAGAAGUUCAUUAAAUAUGAGGAGGCUGAUGGAUGAUCCUAUUCAAACUGCGAUAAUGCGUGCUGAACUUCAUAGGCGAGGUAUAGCGCAAAUGAGGAUCAACAAUCGGUCUCUUCAAGACAUGUAUUUAUUUGGAGAUCCUUUGCUUGUUCCUAUUAUUAUUGUAGAACGCAUGGCGAAUGUGUACCGUUCUGCAAGUCUGGAUUCAAGCUACAUUUCUAUGGAGAAUGAUGCAAGACAUGUUCUUCUAGGAAAUGGUUCCAGAUCCGCAAAAAAGUGGUCUGGGAGUAGCCAGCAAAAUGGCCAUGUUUUGAGAGUCGUCGUUUUUGUUCACGGGUUUCAGGGAAAUCAUUUGGAUUUACGGCUCGUUCGUAACCAAUGGCUUUUAAUAGACCCCGAUACACAGUUUCUAAUGUCAGAGGCAAAUGAAGAAAAAACAUCUGGGGACUUCAGAGAAAUGGGUUUUCGGCUCGCUAAGGAAGUGAUCUCUUUCCUAAAAAAGAAAAUGGAUAAAGCUUCAAGAAGAGGAAACUUGAAAGAUAUCAAGCUUAGCUUUGUUGGUCAUUCUAUUGGUAAUCUCAUUGUCAGAACGGCCUUAGCAGAGAGCAUGAUGGAGCCAUAUCUAAGAUACUUAUACACCUAUGUGUCGAUAUCGGGUCCACACUUGGGUUAUAUGUACAGUUCGAACUCGCUAUUCAAUUCGGGGCUGUGGCUGUUGAAGAAGUUUAAGGGCACCCAAUGCAUCCAUCAACUGACCUUUACAGAUGAUCCUGAUCUUGAGAAUACUUUCAUCUACAAUCUUUCCAAGGAGAAGACACUGGAAAAUUUUCGGAAUGUGUUUCUUUUGUCCUCGCCUCAGGAUGGUUAUGUUCCGUACCAUUCUGCUAGAAUAGAACUGUGUCCUGCAGCUUCUUCGGAUUUCUCUAAACGAGGGAAAAUCUUCCUAGAGAUGCUAAAUAAUUGCUUAGACCAAAUCCGAUCUUUCUCUGACCAUCGCGUGAUCAUGCGCUGCGACGUCAACUUCAACGCAUCUUCCUACGGAAGGAACCUAAACACACUUAUCGGACGGGCAGCUCAUAUUGAAUUCUUAGAGUCCGACAUUUUUGCAAAGUUCAUAAUGUGGUCUUUCCCAGAGAUGUUUAGAUAACAAACAAGGGAACUUACAUGGAAUUCGGAUAAUAUCACACUUGAACAGUUGAAUCAAAAAUAUUCAGAGAUGCCAAAUUGAAGGGGGGUUAAACCUACAUGAGUUGGUAUUCUUCUUCAAUUCUCUCUUUCAUUUUGGCAGGGAGAUUGGGGAAUGUGAAGAGCAGAAGACAAAUCAUGGGACCUUGGAAUUUGUAAAUUACUGUUCAAUAGUAGUUAUGUUUUGUUCUUUCAUAAAAAAAAUCAUCUUAGUUAUGGAUAGAUAGGAGUAUAGGCUUUUUUUGUGAGUAGUAUAUCUGGCACAUGAAUCUAGCAUGUACAAAAGAACAGAAGCAUGAGUGUGUACCAUAUCUGUUCCAUGUUUAUUCAUAGAAUAGAAGCUAUUAGCUCUUUAGGCUUAGGAAGUUAGAGGUAAUGGUGUUCAGUGACAGUUGAUAUAUUCAAAGGAUUCUCUAGAGUACUUCCAUCUU
Messenger RNA from Lathyrus oleraceus (garden pea), 3347 nucleotides. RefSeq lists its product as uncharacterized. The record is from RefSeq and is a predicted model, not a curated record. The coding region runs from base 500 to 2878 and encodes 792 amino acids. NCBI's taxonomy places the organism in Eukaryota, Viridiplantae, Streptophyta, Magnoliopsida, Fabales, Fabaceae. The transcript has 14 exons. Gene Ontology annotation, biological process: lipid metabolic process.